Molecule: messenger RNA, 2700 nt
Organism: Thamnophis elegans (Western terrestrial garter snake)
Lineage: Eukaryota; Metazoa; Chordata; Lepidosauria; Squamata; Natricidae
Gene: EPS8L3
Product: EPS8 like 3
Exons: 20
Coding region: 281-2032 (583 amino acids)
Biological process (GO): Rho protein signal transduction; positive regulation of ruffle assembly; regulation of Rho protein signal transduction
Cellular component (GO): vesicle; plasma membrane; ruffle membrane
Molecular function (GO): actin binding
Source: RefSeq, a predicted model, not a curated record
CCUGCGUCAUGCAGCACUGAAACUUUAUGCCUACUAUUUGCCCUCUCACUCUCUGAAUACUUCCUUUUAUUCUGUGUAUUAAUGCUCCUUUAAACAGAGGGACAAAGUCUGAAGUUGAAACCAUGUUCCGGGGACAGACACAACUCUUUCUGUGGUCUUUUUCCUGCUUCUAUGCUUAGCAGAGGGAAAUCCUGUGUUUGUUCUAUUAAACCACCUGUUACCACAACAAUUCAGAAGAAACUCUGGCUGUUGAACAAGACUGUAAAAAUCUGAAUUCAGAAUGGAAGAUCGCUUCAGCUAUGGGAAUGGUGCUUACAGCGAUGAUUCUGGAACAGAUUUCAGCAGAGCCAACAGCAUGUCCAGGCCAAGUGGCAAAGCAAUUUACCGUCAAAGGAAAGAGUACAGUAACACCAUAAUGAAGGCUGAGUAUGACUUCCGGCAUCGGGUGGAGCACCUUUUGACUUGUACUAUUGAUGGCAAAGAAAUCAACAAUGUAGAGAAUUGUAUUGAGCGACUCAAAAUGAUGGAUGCCCAAAGCCAGGUGUGGGGCCAAGACAUGCUUUUGGAGAUCAAGGAAAAUAAAUUGUUGCUGAAGGACAUAGAGUCUGAGGAAGAGCUGGACUGCUAUCCCUUGGAAGAUAUCCAGGAUUGGGUCUCCAUCCUUAACCGUUGUGUUUACAACUCCAUCUUGGCCAUUUCUGUUAAAGACAUGAACGAGCAGAAAACUAGUGUCUUGCUCUUUCAAUGCGAGCAGAUUGGGGCUGACUUGCUGAAAACCAAAAUACAGAAAGCUAUUGGGGAAUGGAAAACUGAACGUCAAAAUCAUGAUAUGCUCAGGGUGAACUUGGAGAACAUAUUGAAUCCGCGAAACAGACUAUCUCACAUUGGCAAGACCAUACCAAUUCCUCACGAUUCACCUUGGGACAUUGAGCCACACUACACAGAAUUCAAUGAAGCUGAACAGCAAUUUGACAGGCAGCAGAAAUAUGAAACACAUCAAGAAGAUCCUAAACUCUCCUCGAUGUCACAAGAUAAACAUAUAGAAAUUGAGAUCCUGAACCAUGUUCUGAGUGAUAUAGAAUCAUUCACAGGAAAAGUACAAAAGAACGGCACUGUGAAUGACAAGAAGAAAAAGAAAAAGAAAAAAGGGAAGGAAAAUGAUAACAAUCAAGCAUUGCCCUCGGAAUCUGAGUUUGGAGACUGCUUCCAGAAGAUCAAGUACAGUUUCAAUUUGUUGGGGAAUCUUGACCAAACAAUACAACAGCCAAGUGCUCCUGAAUUAAUCAACCUCAUCUUCUCUACUCUAAGAACUAUUUUAUCCAGGUGUCCCAGGAUGAACCUGGCCUCUACCAUAGUCUUACCUUUGCUGACAACUGAAGCUAUUAACUUGCUCAGGCGCUCCUUGAAACAUGAUGAGCAGAUUAUUUGGAAGAAUUUGGGAACUGCUUGGAAUCAAACUAGGGAAGAAUUUCCAAACGGACAGUCCUUCCCUCCCUAUAUACCCACAUUUUCAGAUGGAUGGAUACCUCCCAGGUCUACUUGGAGAUCCAACGAUAUGGCUCAGGCAAAUGGAACCCAGAAUAAUUCCUCAAAUGGGGCUUCCCACGCUCCCCAACUGAUGCAAGUCAUAAGUGAUUUCCAUGCACGGAAUUCCCAAGAGCUCACUGUAAGAAAAGGAGACCUAUUAGAGAUUUUGGACCAACGAAAAAGAUGGUGGCUUGCCAGAAAUGCCAUGGGGGAAAAAGGAUAUAUUCCUAAUAAUAUUCUGGAAUCUAAGAAUCAGUCACCAUCUAAAGAACACAAUCCAGUGCAAGUUUCAGCAGGUUUCACUGAUAUCAAGCCAAGUUCCUCACCAGCAGAAGUCACAGUUUGGCUCAGGACAAAAGGUUUUUCCAAGAUCACUGUUAAAUCCCUUGGCAUCUUAAAUGGUAGACAGCUACUGUCGAUGAGCCAAGAAGAACUGAAAAUGGCCUGUCCGGAAGAGGGAAGAAAAGUAUUUUCAAUGCUUACAGGAGUUAAAUCCCCACCGUAGUAAUGGUCCUCAGCAUUAGCUUUUGCAGAUCUCCCAACCCAUUCCAUCCUCUAUUUUGAAGAGAUGAUCACUGCAUCAAUGGCACAAUUCACUGAAAAUGUUAUUAGCUGCAUGGUGAUCUUCAGUCCACUAAUUUUCCAGUUAGUUUGUAAUUGCUGUGUUUAAGAAGAGCCUUCAAGAGGGCUUUAAGAUGCUUCUGUAAAUGCUGUAGCAAGUAACAUGUUUACCAUUUUUGAAUAAUCUCAGGAACAUUUGUAAAUGGCUGUUAUUACAGUGAUGACAUACUCUUCUAUUAUUGGGCUAUGGCUUUCAGGAUAGGGGACAUUUGCAGGGGUCAUUGAUUCUUGCAGCCCAGCCUGAUCAGACCACCUCAUCAAUUUUUGAGUGUGAAAAGAGACUAUUUCCAGGACAUAUUUAUAAAGGAUAGAAUCUUAAAUGGAUCUUUUAGAUCUUAGAACUUUGAAAAGAUAACUUUGAGGUAGCCAGGAUGUUCUGAAUAAUGAAUCUGAUUUGGAAAUACUCUACCUUCUCCAAAUGAGGAUAAUUGGAGUAGGGGACAAAAGAUUGAACGUGUAAAAAGAUUGUAUUACGGUAUAUUCCAUCCCCAAAUUUGUAGUUAAGACACAGAUUAAUACAUUUGAAAAACAAUAAUUGAUCUUUUCCCAAGG